CGCCUGUGUGAACCACUGGACUGUACUGUGUGAACCUAGCAAGAAAUGACGCUACGAUCACAAUUUACGACAGACCUUGUUGAUGUGGUAACCGUGUCCAAUCCACUGUCAACCCUCUACUCGCAUAGCCUUAUUCGUGCUCAAACACUGCAGAGCGAUUCUUAAAUAAAAUUCAUCCGUCAAAAUGGCCCAAGAAGUUGAGGAAACCAUGAAACGCAUCCAGUCCCACAAAGGAGUCGUUGGAACGAUUGUCGUCAACUCGGAAGGGAUUCCAAUAAAAUCAACUUUGGACAAUACUACAACGAUUCAAUACGCAGGACUAAUAAGUCAACUCUCGGACAAAGCUCGUUCGGUAGUAAGAGAUCUUGAUCCAACGAAUGAUCUGACGUUCCUCCGGAUUCGAAGCAAGAAGCAUGAAGUGAUGGUUGCCCCGGAUAAAGAGUUCAUUCUUAUAGUUGUUCAAAAUCCGGUGGACUAAAAUAACUGAUCCAACUUUGCACUUUGUUUUGCCUCGUGCCUCAUAUUUUACAUGAGAAAUAUUUCCUUCUUUAUUACCACAAGCAAUUAUCUCAAUGCUGCUUAAUAAUUGUAAAUCUUAACAUGUUUGUAUUAGUCUAUUUGUGCUAAGUGCAAGCUAGGUGGUACGUUAUUCAAAUAUUUUUUGAUAAACAUAGUUACACUUUUUACUUGAGUCUCGAUCUUUGGUCAGUUGUUAAGGCAGUCGUGAUUUUAAAAUUGACUAACUAAUUGGAGAAAUGAUUUAUAACGUUUAGGUAGAAAGCAAUGUUUAUUACAAAUAUAUUUUUUUCAAGUUAUUUUUUUGAUUGUGUAUCAAAAUUAUGUGUGCCUACAAUAAACUUAUAUUUAUAAUUUAUGACACAAAAUUCGUGAUUGAAAAAACAGUAGAGUUCAGUUCUGUCGUACUACUACUCAUUCAUAAUCAUGGUAAAUAAUCGAUGUUAAAUCUUUGAAAUAGUAUGCAGUGUAUACUUACACACAUAGAGAUGACGAAUUUUCAAAAAGUAGAAGUACGCCUGAAAGUGAGACAACGUAUACCAUAAAACCCUUUUUCCUACGUUUCAAAAGCUCAAACUAAAGUCUAAAUAGACUGAAAGUAUUCACAGUAUAUCCAUAAUUGAGUUGAGGAAGCAAUAAUGUGUAGUCAAUCUAGUACUUCCAGAUGGGCAAACCAUGAUUGGAAGCAAUGCGUUCACGUGCAUUCUUUUUGCAACCUUUGAUACCUUCUGCAACUACAUAAGAACAAUUCGAAUUAGGAAUAUAAUUGCAAAGCAGAUUUGUACAGAAACUGUUCAAAACAGACAGAAUGCAAGCUAUUCGGCCUUUGUCAAUUAGCUGUUAGGGCUAGGGCAACUGCUUUAGAAUACCCGAUAAGGAUACCCAUCAUUUUCUCUUAUAAAAACUAUCAACUUUAGGCGAAAAUUUCAACAAAAUAUUGAUCAUAUUUCUAACCUAAACGGAGUAAGGUGUCUUACAUGCAGAAACACCAAGUGACCGCCAUACAAUUGACACCCAAUUCACAUUGCUUUAUAAGGGCUGUUCUGUAAAUAGGUGGCUCACUAUCAGGCGGUUAAUUCUCCUAACAAUGAAAUUGGAAUUCAUAUAAUUUUAACUAAUUAUAAUUUUGUAAUACGUGUGUAUGCUGACUGGAAGAUAUACUUUCAUGAUAAAAUA
Messenger RNA from Athalia rosae (coleseed sawfly), 1692 nucleotides. It is a transcript of the gene robl, whose product is annotated as dynein light chain roadblock-type 2. Bases 185 to 478 code for a protein of 97 amino acids. Gene Ontology annotation, cellular component: cytoplasm; centrosome; cytoplasmic dynein complex. The transcript is spliced from 3 exons. Gene Ontology annotation, biological process: microtubule-based movement. Gene Ontology annotation, molecular function: dynein intermediate chain binding. NCBI's taxonomy places the organism in Eukaryota, Metazoa, Arthropoda, Insecta, Hymenoptera, Athaliidae. The record is from RefSeq and is a predicted model, not a curated record.